CGGGGCGGGACGGGGAGGGACGGGGCGGGGCUCCGGUCUCGGCGCAUGCUCCGUAGGCUCAGGGGGGCGGAGCUGCCGGCGCCAGUUGGUCCAGGCGUCCGGGCCUGAGCGGUCCUCCAGGUUCCCUCCCGCUCGCGGCUCAUCCGACGGCAGACCAUUCAUCAAGGAUUUUGUAUCCAAGGCCCAAAAGCUUGUUACCCGAGAUGAUGAAUGCCGACAUGGAUGCAGUUGAUGCUGAAAAUCAGGUGGAACUGGAGGAAAAAACACGACUUAUUAACCAAGUGUUGGAACUGCAACACACACUUGAAGACCUCUCCGCAAGAGUAGAUGCGGUUAAGGAAGAAAAUCUGAAGCUAAAAUCAGAAAACCAAGUUCUUGGACAAUAUAUAGAAAACCUCAUGUCCGCUUCUAGUGUUUUUCAAACAACUGACACAAAAAGCAAAAGAAAGUAAGGGAUUGACAUCCCUUCUAUUUCAUGGAAUUGCUGCUGAUCUUUUUUUCUUUAAAACUUGGAUUUAAAAAGUUAUAGUACUUUUGUUUGUGGCUUAAUUGAAUAUUUAUGAAGAUGUCAGAUAUAGGCAAAAUUAAGAGCAUAACAGAAGACUUCCAUGAGUUUGUGUAUAAUAUGUUAGUCUAUGAAAAUGUGCAAAUGUAUUGUAGAGACUUUAUAAUUAGAAAUGCAUAUAUUUAUGAAACUUGAAAAUGAAUGUUUUAUCAAAUUUGAUUUAUAGGUUUAGCACUAUCUUUUAUUAUAAGCAUAAGAGAUACAAGAACCACCGUGUUGUGAAAAGUGACCAAAAUCAUGUACUGAACGCACAGCUUUAUGUACCCUGCCCACCAUGUUGUGCCUCUUCUCCAUUUGCUUCUUCCUUCUCAUUUCCCUUCCUCUAAGGAAAAAAUUGGUUUCACAUUUGUAAAGGUAAUAGUUAAUCAUCUGUGAGAGUAACCUGAGCUUGAAUUGUUGAAACUUAACUAAAAUAAGAUACUUUCUCAGUUAGGGUUUGUCAUAGUAAUAGAUAGGAUUGUUGAUUUUUCUUUCAUCAGUUGAAAACAGAGGCUAUAAGUAUGAAGACUUUUCUUUGCAACUGAAUUAUCAAAUUGGGAAGGUUUGGUUAAAAACUUAACUUUUGCACAAAAUAACCCCACUUGGUAUCUGAAAAAAUGAGCUCUGGUUAUACGUUUGGAAUAGAGUAUUUUGAGAAAAACAUUAAUAGGAUGGGAAGAUACUUGGCAAACAGUAGUAACCAACUCCAAAUGUUUUUACUCCAGAUUUGUGUGAUCUCUGGCACAGACUAGAUAUUUUGGGUGAUACACACACACACACACACACACACACACACACACGAAGGUAGAUUAAAUGUGAAUAACCUUAUGUCAACCACAUGUAGAAGAGAACAGUUACAGAGUUUAGUCUUAACAUUUAUUUGUAGCACCCAGCAGAUCAACUUUUGCAAAAUCCCUUUAGAAGAGUGUUUUGGUAUCAGAAUCAUGAAUAAUAAAAUGGAGUUUUACAUGUAUACUAAUUGAUAUUUUCUCAGUAUUUUAAUCUCACUACUUAUCCCAGAAUUUUCUGUAAACCUAACUGCUUGGUUUGCAGAGUUUUAGUCACCCUUUGACAGUUUGUAAGAAUUUAGUUUGUAGAUUCCAUUUGGUAAGAAAUUAGUAUCGGAAAUAAUGUUAAAAUAUUAACUAGGUAAAGACGUCCACUAAUAUAGUUUUGGUUGUUAGAUUUGGGCUACUUUUAAUCAUGGAAUAAUAUGUUUGUAUUGGUGUAAGAUUCAAUGAAUGACUUUAGCUGUAGGAAUAUAAUAGUUAUACUGCAAAUAUUUUGCAUCCCUUUGUGACCUAAUUUACAAACAUUUAAAAUUGUGUUGCAAUUUUGCUUUGCUGUUUAAUAAAAAGCUGUUUCAGAGA
Canis lupus familiaris (dog) is the source of this 1914-nucleotide messenger RNA. RefSeq names its product short coiled-coil protein (gene SCOC). Gene Ontology annotation, cellular component: trans-Golgi network. The record is from RefSeq and is a predicted model, not a curated record. The coding region runs from base 204 to 452 and encodes 82 amino acids. The transcript is spliced from 4 exons. NCBI's taxonomy places the organism in Eukaryota, Metazoa, Chordata, Mammalia, Carnivora, Canidae.